AUGUCAGAGGGGCUGUCAGACAUUGCGCUUCAUCGCUUGAUCAGGAAACAUGGGAAGCCGUAUGCAAAAUUAUUAGCGGCAUACGAGGAGAAAUUUCGCACUGAUCCAGGUACAAUACUUCCCACAGAAAUCAGACUCUACAAAAGCAAGAUAUUUGAAGCCACGGUGAUUAUUGAUGAGGCUGGGAUGUGCACCGAGCCAGAAACUUUGAUCCCUCUGGUUUCAGUGCAACCCGAACAAGUGGUACUGAUCGGAGAUCAUCAACAACUCAGGCCAAUAAUCACAGAGCCAAUUGCUAAGCAGCUUGGAAUGGAUAUCUCACUGCUAGAAAAAUACAAGGAGAAAGCCGAGAUGCUUACCACGCAGCACAGAAUGCACCAUCGGAUAUGUGAAUUCCCAUCCUCGGCGUUCUAUAAUGGUAAACUGAGGACGGCAGAAUCUGUAAUGCGGCGUGGCCCUGACCCCAUCUACAGUAUCUGGCCCAACAAUGGUGAGACGCCUACAGUCUUCUGCCAUGUUGACGGGCGAGAGGACAGACUCUCGGUGAAGUCGGGAGAAGGCAACGAGGGUUCAAAGAGUAACGGUGCUGAGAUUGGCUAUGUGAUUAGAAUCGUCCAAGGGAUGAUCAGCAAAGGGGUGUCACCCGAGAAGAUCAUUGUCCUGUCUCAGUAUAACCUUCAGUGUGCACAAAUUGCAGAAAGGCUCAAGAAAAAUUCAUCUCUCCGAAAGAUCAAAGUCAGCACGGUGGUCAAAAGUCAAGGGAGUGAGGCGGACUAUGUUAUCUUCUCAACCGUGCGCUCCAAACCUCGGAAUGAGAUUGACGAAAAGCCAAGCAAAGGCUGGCAGAAGAGACAUCUUGGAUUGAUAAAUGAUGAGAACCAGAUGAAUGUUGCCUUAACAAGGGCCAAACGAGGGCUUAUCAUUGUCGGUAAACUUUGA
Molecule: messenger RNA, 939 nt
Organism: Strongylocentrotus purpuratus (purple sea urchin)
Lineage: Eukaryota; Metazoa; Echinodermata; Echinoidea; Camarodonta; Strongylocentrotidae
Product: helicase with zinc finger domain 2-like
Exons: 6
Coding region: 1-939 (312 amino acids)
Molecular function (GO): 5'-3' DNA helicase activity
Source: RefSeq, a predicted model, not a curated record